Messenger RNA from Hippocampus comes (tiger tail seahorse), 3016 nucleotides. RefSeq names its product leucine rich repeat containing 56 (gene lrrc56). Gene Ontology annotation, molecular function: protein binding. The coding region runs from base 396 to 2123 and encodes 575 amino acids. NCBI's taxonomy places the organism in Eukaryota, Metazoa, Chordata, Actinopteri, Syngnathiformes, Syngnathidae. The transcript is spliced from 13 exons. The record is from RefSeq and is a predicted model, not a curated record.
CGGCCACACCGACUUACACUGUUUUCAGCAAAUAAUCAAUAUAAACAUAGGAGUGGUUGUCUUUGCAUCCAAAGUAAAGCUCCGCGUCGCUUUUAGACAGCGAUGAAGCUAUGUGUACGGUAAUCCUCUUUAUUUUUAAAUGAGAAAAAAACUGCUAAUAUGAACUACAAUUAAUCAUGAUUCUUUUUAAGAUCGAUUUGCGUAAUUUUUCGUUUCUUACUUCCGUAUUUCGGAGUUGGUCUAAACUACAUUUCCCAUCAAGCCACUGGAACGCCCUUGCCGUAUCCAGGAAGGUGAGUGAGUGGUUGUCAAGCAAACAGUUGACAGCCCGAGUGGCGGUCCUUGGGUGAAAAACAUGGCUGAAUUAUCUUUUUCAUAAGGCAAAGGUGACUGUGAUGGAUGAAUCAGGCCCCUUCAACCCAGCUCCAGCCAUGGAAGUCUGUGAUGAAGCGGAAGCAACAGUGGAACUCUAUCUGUCCCAGGAGAGGCUGGAAUUACUGUGCGGAACAAAAGAUCUGUCUCAGGUGACUUCACUGGAAAUCUGCGUGGACACUCAAGAAAACAGCCUCGGUAACUUUGGUUCUUACUUGCCCAAGCUGGUGCAGCUCAAAAUGAACAACAGUGUCCUCAUAUCUACACGGAACUUGGGGACCACCUUAUCCCACCUACAUGUUCUCUGGAUGUCUUGUUGCUGCCUGCAAGACUUGGAUGGCAUUUCGACUCUUUCCUCUCUCAGGGAAUUGUACUUAGCCUUUAACAACGUGUCAGACUUGAGUCCGGUUGGCAUGCUGGAGAAUCUACAAGUGUUAGAUCUGGAAGGGAAUGAUGUGAAUGAUCUCAUCCAGGUUCAGUAUCUCAGGUUGUGUGGCAAGCUGCAGACCCUCACCUUGGAGGGAAACCCCGUGUGUCUGCAGCCAAACCCGACUACCACACAAAUCGACUUCAAUUAUCGGGAAACAGUGAGUGAGUUGGUUCCACAGCUGAGUUACCUUGACAAUGCAAGAGUGGAGGAUGGCAGGUUGGGCUCGAGCAGCACCAUGUGGGAAGACUGGGCUAUCCUCCGAAAUUGCCUCAGGCACCUCUCACCGGCAUCGACCGAAGACCAAACGGAAGCAACCGGUGCAUAUUGCUGGCCCAGCUCAUCCAGGCGUCUUACCUCGAGCCUUCGGCCGCCCUCAUCGGCAGGCACAACUGGAUCCAGACCUAUAUCAACAAAUUCAUCUGGGUUUCUUUCCUCUCCACUGCCCACACCUGAUUCUGAAGAUUCAGACUUAACUGAAAUCAACGAAGACAGCAGUGUCCUCACACAUGGAGCUGGUAAGAUUGUGUUUUGUGGAAACCCUGUCAAGGCUAUACGAGCAAGACGUGAAAAGUUGAAGACAGUAUGCUGCAUGUCUGCUUUUACCCCCCUUGACCAGCCCAUUCAUGUACCAGAGCAUAUGCUGAACCCUCCUGACAUUGAUGGGAAGGAGAGCAAUGAUGUGCUUGCUGAAGUGAGAACCUGGAGGGAGGAACACUGCAGGCAUCUCAAAGAAAUACAGAGAGAUAGACUACCACAGGUACUAGUUGUUCAACAUGGCAACGACUAUGAACAGGCCGAUUAUGAUGAAUGGGAAGGAUUUGACACAAUGAGCAGCGAGAAAAGUGAUGAAGAACAUUGUGACCCAAGUCCAUCUAAUUCAUCUCUCGAGUCUAAAUGCACAGACAAGCUUAAACCCAUGUCGGCUGAUGUGGAUCCCGUUUUCUGUGACAACACACAUUUACCUUGCCCUCCUCUAAAUUCCAAAUCAGCCUCUGGUAGGAAGAAGCCCAUAGGAAUCCGUGCACAUAGGAUUCGAAUCAACCCAGCCAAUUCAGAACAAAAGCUUUCCUGCAGCGAAGGAUACAGAGUUGUGAAGGCCACAAGCACUGCACAGACUGACAUGCCAUUCAAGCAGCAGUUGACAAGGAUAAAUAAGCCUUGCCCGACAUCGCCUUUAAGCAUUACCCAUCCAUAUAAAUUAAGUAACCUGGGAGGACAGCACAAGGACUUCUGUUUAGAGAUGGAUGUGUACAGCCUCGCAACAAAAGUGAACUGUCCAAGAUCCUGGAGGGAGCAGCAGCUUCGAGUGCCCUCAGAGUGAGCACAAAUAAAGACUGUCACCAGAAUUAGCAUAAUUAGAAAGUCUGGACGAGAGAGACAUUAUUUAUAUGCUUUAUUGAAACCUUUCCUCACUGGCGACAAUGAAACUUUUUUUUUUGUUUCACUCUUUAGGGCCUACCAUAAAGGUGUAAAAACAAAGACGAAUCACUUUAUUAAUAACUGUCUUUGUAUUUUACCCUGACUUAUUACAGUUGUAUCUCUGAAUAUGACCUCUCAAUAGGAAUGAAUAAUGGCAUAACGCUAACAAAAUGCUGUGCAGCAAUGGCAAAACAGUCGGCUUGCAGUUUUGUUUUGACAAAUUCUACAUAUUUUACUUGAAAUCGUUUUUUGAAUGCAAAUUAUACAUGACAAAAUGUGAAUGAACAAAUCGUGAUUGCAUUUAAACUCAGGUUUAAGGUAAAAAAAAAAAAAAAGUCAAUGUUUUCUACUGGACAUAUGACUCAGGGUGUGAUAGCCUUAUGUGCCACUUGAGGGCACUAAGUCUAAAGGAUACAUUGCAGCAGGCUUGAAGGUAGGAGGUCCUUGUAAUUGAAGUUGUUCAAGCUGCCAGUAGCCAGAACACUUUUUUGUGUAAAUGGCAAUACAAAUGUAUUCCAAGCUAUGCUCAUGGAGAAGAUGUCAUCUUUGGUUAAUGCAAAAGGAGUCAUCUAAGUCUUAUUGCAUGGUUCUGCUAAAGUCUGUAAUGUGCCCACCCAGGGGAAUUGCAAGAGAUGGUCAAGUCAUGUCAAUGCCGUGAAUUCAAAAAUUUUAUUUUCUCUGGCCCCUCUGUCAGUUUUGGCCAUUUAGCAUUUACUUACAGCACACCUGGUUCCACCUGCAGGUAUAGUUUACAGCAGAAAGAUAAUCGAUACUGUACUCUAAAUGGUCAUGUCA